UUUUAUUAAAUUGUUUUUCAAGUAAGAAAAAAGAAAGUGUGUGGACAAAACGACGUCGUAAGCAUAACAAGAGUAUAGGGAUUAAGAGAUUCUGGUUUUACAGUAAACAGAAACAAGGGGAAGAAGAACGACGAAGAAGAUCGAUCAGUGAAAAAUGGUGGGAAGGGGUGAAGUGCUGAGUGCUUACCGGUCACUCCUUAAGGCCACCCGAAGGACCUUCGCCGGCGACGCACUCAUGCUCAAGCAAUCCGCCGUCGAGGUGCGUAACAAGUUCGAGGAGAACAGAAACGUCACUUCUGAUGAUCAGAUCCAGAAGCUUCUAGAAGAAGCCUCCGAGGCCUCUCACUUCAUCACCAACAUGAUCGUCCAGGCUCAGCUCAAUACGGAAGCUGGCAGCUACGUGGUAAAACCUGGUAAGGAGCAUGCAGGAGCAACGCUUGAACUCCCAACAGAAGAAAGUAUCCGGAAAUCUAAAUAGGACUUCCAGGGAGAGGUUAGAACCAAGUGAUUCCUCUCUUAGAUUGUUUAUUUUUGCAUAGGAGGAAUAAUUAAUGUUAGUAGUGCAUCAAGGGAGUGGCUUCAAAUUUUCUGCUUAGAUUUGUUGUUUCUCAUUUCUAGUACCUUCAAAUUUUAUGUAGCUGAAUCAUUCAAUAUAAAGCCGAUGAUGGGUAUGGGUUUAUUCUACCCUUAUAUUUGUUUUAAACUUUUAUGAAAAUUUGAUCUGACUUUGGCGGCAGAUUUCAAAUUGAUUUAAGGAAAAUUUUGAUUGCUGC
Messenger RNA from Arachis ipaensis, 773 nucleotides. RefSeq names its product complex 1 family protein / LVR family protein. Lineage: Eukaryota; Viridiplantae; Streptophyta; Magnoliopsida; Fabales; Fabaceae. Gene Ontology annotation, molecular function: protein folding chaperone. The record is from RefSeq and is a predicted model, not a curated record. Gene Ontology annotation, biological process: mitochondrial respiratory chain complex III assembly. Gene Ontology annotation, cellular component: mitochondrial matrix.